Molecule: messenger RNA, 2272 nt
Organism: Camponotus floridanus (Florida carpenter ant)
Lineage: Eukaryota; Metazoa; Arthropoda; Insecta; Hymenoptera; Formicidae
Product: ribonucleases P/MRP protein subunit POP1
Exons: 4
Coding region: 89-2272 (727 amino acids)
Biological process (GO): tRNA 5'-leader removal
Cellular component (GO): ribonuclease MRP complex; nucleolar ribonuclease P complex
Source: RefSeq, a predicted model, not a curated record
AUAUAUAUAUAUAUAUAUAUAUAUGCAGAUGUGUUAUAUCUCGUAUCGUUAAAAGCCACCUAAAUUGCGAGAGGUAUAUUUGGCAAAAAUGGCAGAGUCGGCGAGCAGGCAAAAUUUACCAUCGACGAGUAACCAACCAUCCGAUGAGAUCUACUUAGAGACUCACACCUGGCAUGAAAAAUAUUUUCACAUGAUUGACAAGUGGGGACAUAAAAUUCCACAUUAUUUAAGUUACAAGAGCCUUAAUAGAAAAGCCAGUUACAAAGCUAUAACAGAAAACUGCCUUUUACAAGAUAUUUCUUACUAUACCUGUAUCGAAAUAGUAGGAGAAAAAAAUUGGUUGGGAGCAACUUUGAAGGAACAUUGUGAUCCGAAAAAAAUAUUUACAGCAAAGAUGUACACCAAUGGUCAAAGAGAAGGUACAAUAAUGUUCUUUAAAAAGAAUGGCUAUCCACAGUUCCCUAUUGGUAAUGUGAACUUUUUCUGGAAGCUAAGCGAGACAAACAUUAAAACCAUUUGGAUAUGGGUACAUCCUGCUUUUUAUAGUGAUUUUCUUAGUGAGAUUAUAUCCAGUUUUGACUUUAAACAGAAUAACGUGGGACAAGGUAGAACUGACAUUUCACACAAUUUAAGUGGUUGGUACACAAAUGACGCAGGCUGUGAAAUGCGUGUAUUAAAAUAUGCAUUAAAUAGAUUCAGACUUUCUGGGCCAACAGCUUUAACUGUACUAAAAGAAGCAUUACAUAUACCAUCCCUAACUGAACUAGAUUUGGAUUCGGAAAAUUACCCUAUGACAGAAGAACAGGAUAGCUUGUUAUGUGAAGAAGAAUUAGAUACAUCAACAGAUAGUAAUGUCUCUGUGCAACUUGUGGAGAAAAUGGUAAUUGAUGAAAAUGAAACAUAUACCAAAGAUUUGACUAUACAAGAUCUUAAGGAAAAAAUGUGGCAUACUAAUUAUUAUAAAAAAAGAGAAAAUAUAGAAGCUUUUAAGAUACAAGAGAUAAUGUGGCAAUUGAUGAAGGUUUUGGGAUCACCAAGUUGUCUGUUAUCGAAUAUGAUUAAUGGAUUAACCGUUUUAGAUCCACGCUUUUAUUUACCUGCAAAAAGGACGAGAACUGAGAUUCCUCUUUUUUCUGAAAACUUACGUUGUCAUUUACCAUAUAACUUAAAUCGUUCUCCUAUUUGGGAUGCACAAAUACGUCAUAUCGUAAACGAUUCUUGUGUGUCCACAAAUACAAUCGAAGAAUUUAUCCGUGUAUCUGGUGUGUCUAAUAAUCCAUAUUUUAAUAAGGAUGCAAAGGCCAAAAUACCGAUACUUCUUGUACAGAAACCUGCGGUAACUUCUUUAGGUUUAGGUUCCAGGAUAGAUAUUAUUAUACCAUCUAGAUGGGCAAUGGCAUUUUGGACGGCACUUUUAAUGCGAUCUCCAUUAGUAGGCGGACUUCGAGAAACCAAAUUAGUAGUUUUUGAAAGUUUAGGACCAUAUGUACCUGAUAUUAAUGAUCCCGACACUCCUGCUUACAUGAGAGAAGCGUCGACAAGAAAGGAAGAAUUAACCAAUGAAUAUUUUUCUCAUUCACCAAUCCAAAGAGUUAACUUUAUCAAAUUUGGCAUUUGGAGUCCUUUCUUCUGCGAUUGGAAAAAUUUAACCAAAGGCUGGUCGGGCGUUGAAGAUUUUUACGUUUUGAGACACUUUAGACUUUUAACACUUUUAAGAACGCAAAUUAAUAUUAUUGAACGUGAGAAUACGACGUCCGAAUCAACUGUGCAACAGUCAGAAUUCAAUUUUCAAGAAUUCGAUGAAUAUCAAAAUUGCCUGGUACAAGUCAAAUUGUCGAUAUUGAACAAAGGAACGUCGAAAGAGUUCGCGAUCAUAUGUAUGCCGAAACUCGAAGAUUUGCGAAGUUUCGAAAAUAAUGAACAUUAUGACGGGCCUGUCCAUAAACAUAACGCCAAUCCGAAUGAAAAUUCCAGCACAAAAUUACGUAGAAUACGCUCGAUGAAAUUGAAACGACUAAGUCAGCGCAGAGUUAAACGGAAGAAAACAUUCCAAGAGUCCGGAUCUCAGAGCUGUUUUCCCCACUCCAAGUGCAUGGUAGCGGUUGAGCGCCGCGACAAUCCACCAUCUAUGAUCUAUGCCGGUCUUAUGAUGAUAACAAAGGGACACCAUCCUCUUACGCCUACUGUUCCUCUCUUACUCCUCUCGCGCGAACUAUCGCUCUUAAGGAGCGCUCAGGAUCAUCCGCGUCACAAAUGUAACGUGGCAGUAUAA